UCCCAAGCUCCAUUCAUAUUUCAUACUCCUCGCCUCUUAAAUUUAAUUACUCCGUAGAAAUUCGACCCUUCCUCUAGAUUCCAUGGCGCCAAAGACGGAGAAGAAGCAAGCCGAGAAGAAGCCGGCGGCGGAGAAGACCCCUGCAACCGAGAAGCCGGAGGCGGAGAAGAAGCCAAAGGCCGGGAAGAAGCUCCCGAAGGACGCCGGAGCUGCGGCGGCCGGAGACAAGAAGAAGAAGAGGACGAAGAAGUCCGUUGAGACUUACAAGAUCUACAUCUUCAAGGUUCUGAAGCAGGUCCAUCCCGACAUCGGAAUCUCCAGCAAGGCCAUGGGUAUCAUGAACAGUUUCAUCAACGACAUCUUCGAGAAGAUGGCUCAGGAGGCAUCCCGAUUGGCUCGGUACAAUAAGAAGCCGACCAUUACUUCCAGGGAGAUCCAGACCGCAGUGAGGUUGGUCCUUCCCGGAGAAUUGGCCAAGCACGCCGUCUCUGAAGGCACCAAGGCUGUUACCAAAUUCACUAGCUCUUAAGAACGUUUCAAGUAUAAUAUCUGUUUCCAAUAGUUUUUUUUUGCUUCCUAGGGCUUGGUUUAGAAGAAAAGUUGUUUCAAUUUAGCUCGUUUUCGUUCGAGCCCAAAUCAGUGUAAUGCUUUUGCGCCUGUGAAUCAAAUGAACUCUUACCUUUUCUAUGUCAUUGCGCCCAAAUCAGUUUUAUGUUUCUUCACAGAUUUGUGUAUUGAUUUCAGAGUGGAAUGUAAACCUGUUAGAUAUAGCCUCUCAAAUUCUCAAAGAGCUGUUUGAUUCCAGAUUUGCAACCCUAGAUAUUCCGAAAUUCAAUUCUUCAAGCUAGUAGGAUUUUGCUGCCAGACAUAACAUCGAUUUUUUGUCAAAUUAUAGGCUACAACAACUCCUUCGAUCUUAGGAACAUUUCUCAUCUUGCAGCAGAAAGAUCCUAUUUUGUAAUUUGGAUUGACAAAGUUUUCAACUCGUUUGCAAUUUCUUAAAAGUUUGGGAUGCAUUUGUAACUUGUAG
This is a messenger RNA of Cuscuta epithymum, 1030 nucleotides long. The record is from the annotation of a GenBank genome assembly. Lineage: Eukaryota; Viridiplantae; Streptophyta; Magnoliopsida; Solanales; Convolvulaceae.